AUGGAGCAGGCGAAGAUGGCUUCUCCUAAAAGUGCGCCCAAGGAUGCUCAGGUCAUGGCCCAGAUAUUAAAGGAUAUGGGGAUCACAGAGUACGAACCCAGAGUUAUCAACCAGAUGUUGGAAUUCACAUACAGAUAUGUAACCACAAUAUUGGAGGAUGCAAAAAUUUACUCAAGUCAUGCUAAGAAGAACAAUAUUGAUGCAGAUGAUGUCAGACUGGCCAUUCAGUGUCGGACAGACCAAUCUUUUACCUCUCCACCUCCAAGAGAUUUUUUAUUAGAUAUCGCAAGACAGAAGAACCAGACACCACUUCCUUUAAUAAAACCAUACGCAGGACCCAGACUGCCUCCAGACAGAUAUUGUCUGACGGCACCAAACUAUCGGCUUAAAACAAUACAAAAAAAGAUCCCAACUUCAGCAAGUAGAAUAACAGUGCCAAGACUUAGUGUAGGAGCUGUGACAAGCAGGCCAAGUACUCCUACUUUAGGGACUCCUGCAACACAAACUGUGUCAGUUUCCAAAGUUGGGGGGACACCAGUGUCUUUGGCUGGUCAGCGGUUUACAGUUCAGAUCCCCACUUCACAGACAACAGUAAAAACAGCCACUCCUACCACGCCAACAGUUCAGAAUGUCCUCAUAAACCCUUCCUUGAUUGGAUCAAAAAACAUUCUCAUAACUACAAAUAUGGUGCCAUCACAGAACGUAACAAGUGAAUCCAAUUCGUUAAAGCGGAAACAUGAAGAUGAUGAGGACUAUGAUGUAAUAUAA
This is a messenger RNA of Staurois parvus, 768 nucleotides long. The record is from the annotation of a GenBank genome assembly. NCBI's taxonomy places the organism in Eukaryota, Metazoa, Chordata, Amphibia, Anura, Ranidae.